Messenger RNA from Ochotona curzoniae (black-lipped pika), 933 nucleotides. RefSeq names its product basic proline-rich protein-like. Lineage: Eukaryota; Metazoa; Chordata; Mammalia; Lagomorpha; Ochotonidae. Bases 1 to 933 code for a protein of 310 amino acids. The transcript is spliced from 3 exons. The record is from RefSeq and is a predicted model, not a curated record.
AUGGAAGAGACAGAGCAGGAUCUUCAGCCCCCCAACCUGCCCCCUCCGGGCGCUCCCCAGGGGCCCCACCUGAGACUAGAGACAAUGCUGCAAGCCACACCAAACACGGGGGAGCAAGCGAGCAUUAAGUGCUUUCAAAAUACCCCUGUGGGCCCCGCAUCGGGCCGAGGGCUGUCUGGGGCGGCCGCCGGCCUCGCCCCCGCCCCGGCUGCGCAAGGGUCCCCCAACUCGGGCGACGCGGCGGCUGCAGGCCCCCCGGCACCCCACCGCCCGGAGAGCGGGCAGCACGGGGCGACUCGGCCGCCGCCGGCCUCCCCCCGGGCCUCGCGCGACGCCCAGGCCCCGCCGCGGCCCCGGGACCCACCCCGGCCGCCCGGCCGGCCGCGCGGCGCCAUCACAACAAUGGCGAGCGCGCCGGGGCCCCCCUCGGGCCGCGGCCCUCCUCCCCGCGCGCUCGCGGACAAAGCCCGGCCGGGCCGCGCCGCCUCCAUCUUAGCGCCGCCGCCGCCGCGGCCGCCAUCCCGCCGCCCCGUCCCCGGCCCCGGCCCGGCCCGCGCCGCCCCCCGCGCCCCCCGGCCCACCUGGUCUGGUUCCACGGGCGCGACGGGGCCGGGCGAUGGCGGUCGGGCGGCGGAGGGGCGCGGGGGCGGCGGGAUGGCGGCGGAUUGCGCGGCGGCGGCGGCGGCGCGGAGCCCCGGAGCCUGGAUCUCGCCGCUCGCCUCCCUCUCGCGCUCGGCUCCCCGCCCCCCGCCUGCCGCCGCCCCCGCCUCCUCGGCCGCCUCCUCCCGCCGCCGCCGCCGUCGCCCGCCGCCCGCAGCCGAGGCCCCCGCGCAGCGCCCCCUGCCGCGCCGCCCGGGCAGCGGCGGCCUCGGGGAGCGGCCUGAGGAGGCGGGCGGGCCGGGGCCGGGCCGGGAGCGGGGCGGGGGUCGCUGA